UUUGAUUGGGAAUCAAUGAGCAAUAGCUAAUUCUUUUGUUCUAAAAUUCGCCAUUCGUUUGACAACACAAAACUAAAAUCCCGCGUAUCGUCGCUUUAACGAGAAUUAAUACCUUAGAAUUUAAGAGAAACCAAGAGACUGAAAUGUUAAAACGCGUGUGUAUUAAGCGAGAAAAAUCGGAAAUUACAAUAAUCGAGCUAGACGCUUUCAGUUCGCCGGAUGUUCUUCAAAUGAGCGGAAUAGCUGGCAUCGUGGUUCGAUAUCUUCAAUGAAGCCACAAUGCACACCGGGAGUAUAUUGUACGGCGCAGUAGUACAUCGUGUCGGUCACUGAGAAUUCCUUGUCGUUAGCUGAUUAAGCUUCACAAUAAUGCUGCAGUUGUAGUACAAUUCAGAGAGAAAUAUUCAGAACAAAAAAGAAGGAUGCCAGCAGCUGGCGCAGCCGCGCCGACUAUCGAUGAGGGAGCCGGUCAGCCGCAGGAGGACCCGGAAUUACCAGAACAACGUCCUCGCGAGGGUGGACGGUCCAGCUUCAUGAGACCUCUGGUGGUGUUAGCCCUACCCGGGAUGUAUCUCUUCUACAAGUACAACCAGUACAGGCAGGAGCAACGCGAGUUGUCCCGUAGAAGAGUAACCGAAAGGGAACUUCAACAUCUUCACCAUAAAAUCGACAAAUUGCUCACAAAACUAGAAGAAAACGAACCAGAGUUGGCUUCUUCACAGGAAGAUGAGUGCGUCAUAUGCGUGAAUGCGAGGGCGACGAUGCAGACCGCGCCAUGUGGGCAUCGAGUGGUUUGCAGACGCUGCUUCGUCAAGACGAUACAAAUGGCGGUGUCUCAGAGGCUUUUGCCGCUGAGAUGCGUUAUAUGCAGAGCGAAAAUACUACGAUUGAAGCAGACUUACAUUCCUCCGCGUGAUUAUUUGCCGGGUAAAUCUUGGAUAUUCCCUCAAAGCUCGUCAGAGUAUAACAUGGGCACAGGAGCCGGUAUGUCUAGAUCUGCUAGCAGGUGGGGAACCGCAACUACUAGAAGUGUACCAGCCUCUGCCUCUUUAUACUCGAUGGCCAGCGGUUCGUCAUCAGUUUCUGGAGUGUCUUCCGUUUCUUCGGCAACUUCCUCGACCGCGCGUAGCAUCUCUCUCAGCAAACCGACGAGGGCGACGAGGAUACGACAACCCACAGGCGCCACUCUCAGACGUUCCCAGACGCAAUCGAUGAAAAUGCGAAUUCAAUCGUACCAAGAUCCUAUUCAACAAAUCCCCGAAGAGGAGGAAAAUUUGCGGGAAAAUCGGGAACGCCGAUUGCCCCCCAUCCGUGAAUUCCAGAGGGAUUAUCGUGCUGGUAAAGCCUCUACUAGAAUCAGAUGUGCUCACAAAAUUGUGACACAGAUGGAUAUACCGCCGAGCUCAAGAAGCAUAUCCGCUAUUACAUCGUCGGCAUCGUCAGCAUCGUGCAACCGCGCCAUGUCUAAACGACCAACGACAAUGCCGAAGGUGUCGGUGGUCCAAGAGGUGCAGAAGUCAAAGAAAGAAAAGGAACAGGAGAAGGAACGCGAAAAAGCGGAGAAGGCCCGUCAGAAGGAAGAAGAGAAGGCCGAGAAAACUAGACAGAAGGAAGCCAAGAAGCUGGCGAAGGAAGAGAAGAAGAGAGCGAAGAAAGAAACAAAAGCACGGCGGAAGGAAGCCGAGGAAGUUCCUCUUUUGACGGACUAAAAAUAAGGUUUGACUGAUAGAAUAAAAGUCUCGUGACAUCGAACAUCAUGAUACAGCUGUUCUAAAGAGUUUUCAAAGACUGACGGUUUUUUCGAUAUCUUACAUA
Molecule: messenger RNA, 1815 nt
Organism: Trachymyrmex septentrionalis
Lineage: Eukaryota; Metazoa; Arthropoda; Insecta; Hymenoptera; Formicidae
Product: eukaryotic translation initiation factor 4 gamma
Exons: 9
Coding region: 423-1709 (428 amino acids)
Source: RefSeq, a predicted model, not a curated record